Molecule: messenger RNA, 876 nt
Organism: Tarenaya hassleriana
Lineage: Eukaryota; Viridiplantae; Streptophyta; Magnoliopsida; Brassicales; Cleomaceae
Product: putative terpenoid synthase 7
Exons: 3
Molecular function (GO): magnesium ion binding; terpene synthase activity
Source: RefSeq, a predicted model, not a curated record
AUCAUAAUUUACAUAUAUAGAUCAUCCGAAUUCAUUCUGCAUGCGUGCAGGUGGGAUCUUGACGCCAUUGGAAAGUUACCUGAUUUUAUGAAAAUCGUCUUCAAAUUAUUGUGGGAUUUUGUCCAAGACAUUGAAAGGGAAGUGAGAUUGGAAGGAAGAUCUUACAGUGCCCAUGGGAUGUUACAUGAGUACAAAAGACUAGCGAGGGCGAACCUUGCAUCUACCAAAUGGGAACGAGCAGCCAUCGUUCCAACGUUCGAGGAGUACUUGAAGGUUGGGAAGGUCGGGUUCGGGGCAGAAGCAGCCUUAGCUUGCGGUUUCAUCUUUCUGGGACAAAUUGCUGGGAAGGAAGCUUACGAGUGGCUCAGAUCCAGACCAAACCUCACCCAGUCUGUCGCUUCAAAGGGGCGCUUCUUGAAUGAUAUUACCGGCUUCCAGGACGACAUGAGCAGAGGGUAUGUCGCCACGGGGAUCAACGUUUAUAUGAAGCAAUAUGGUGUUACAGAAGAAAAGGCCUUUAGAGAGUUUCGUAAAAUGAUAAGGUUUGCGGAUAAGAUCGCGAAUGAGGAGUUCUUGAAUACAACCGUUGUGCCGAGGCAAAUCCUCAUGCAAGUCAUCAACUUUGAACGCGGUUUCAACGCUUCCUACUUUCAAGGUGAAGGAAUCACCAAUUGCACACCAAAAAUGAAGGAGAAUAUCACCUCUUUGUUUGUAGAUCUGAUAAGUCUCUGAAAGACUUGUGAUAUGCGAUUUCUCUCUGUUGUGUUGUUGGAUUGUGAGGCUGAAGAUCUUAAGUUUAAGUUAAAGUUGACAGUUACACGUCGGAUUGUAGUUCUGUUUCUUUACGGUUCAUAAUAAAAAAGACUUUAUAGUUUA